Caretta caretta (loggerhead turtle) is the source of this 1837-nucleotide messenger RNA. The record is from RefSeq and is a predicted model, not a curated record. NCBI's taxonomy places the organism in Eukaryota, Metazoa, Chordata, Testudines, Cheloniidae.
CAGCCCUGUUCCUCAGUUUCUGGUCUGGUGUUUCUCCAGUGUGGGUCCAUGUUUGCUUGGUCUUUUAUACAUUUCUACACUACAGAGUCCUUAAUCUUCAUCAAAUUGGCUUUUAGCACAUCAACCUUAUGGAUUUUAGGUUUUUAUUCUAUGCUCAUCCUAAUAAAUAAAGUUCCCCCCUGGAGAAUGUGAAAGAAUUAUAAAAGAAUUACACAACUCAUGACACUCAUUAGGACAUCUGGACUGGAAUAAUUUUAAAUAAAGAGCGGACAGGCAGCAAGGCCUACUCUUAGCCCUGGUCUACACUAGGAGUUGAGGUCGAAUUUAGCAGCGUUAAAUCGAUUUAGCCCUGCACCCGUCCACACAAAGCUCUUUUUUCGACUUAAAGGGCUCUUAAAACCGAUUUCUUUACUCCACCCCUGACAAGGGGAUUAGCGCUGAAAUUGGCCUUGCUGGGUCGAAAUUGGGGUACUGGGGAUGCAAUUCGACAGUAUUGGCAUCUGGGAGCUAUCCCAGAGGGCUCCAUUGUGACCGCUCUGGACAGCACUCUCAACUCAGAUUCACUGACCAGGUAGACAGGAAAAGGCCCGAGAACUUUUGAAUCUCAUUUCCUGUUUGGCCAGCAUGGCAAGCUGCAGGUGACUGCAGAGCUCAUCAGCAGAGGUGACCAUGAUGGAGUCCCAGAAUCGCAAAAGAGCUCCAGCACGGACCGAACGGGAGGUAUGGGAUCUGAUCGCUGUAUGGGGAGAGGAAUCCGUGCUAUCAGAACUCCGUUCCAGUUUUCAAAAUGCCAAAACAUUUGUCAAAAUCUCCCAGGGCAUGAAGGACAGAGAGCAUAACAGGGACCCGAAGCAGUGCCACAUGAUACUUAAGAAGCUGAGGCAAGCCUACCAGAAAACCAGAGAGGCAAACAGCCACUGCGGGUCAGAGCCCCAAACAUACCGCUUCUAUGAUGAGCUGCAUGCCAUUUUAGGGGGUUCAACCACCACUACCCCCACCGUGUGCUUUGACUGCAUCAAUGGAAAGGGAGGCCACACGGAAGCAGAUUUUGGGGAUGAGGAAAAUGAUGAUGAUGAGGUUGUAGAUAGCUCACAGCAAGCAAGCGGAGAAACCGGUUUUCCUGACAGCCAGGAACUGUUUCUCACCCUGGACCUGGAGCCAGUACCCCCCAAACCCACCCAAGGCUGUCUCCUGGACCCGCCAGGCAGAGAAGGGACCUCUGCUGCAUGUGUUUCAAGGAUCUUCUCCUUCCCAGAGGCUAGCAAAGAUUAGAAAGUGAAAAAAACGCACUCGCGAUGAAAUGUUCUCUGAGCUCAUGCUGUAAGCUCCCACACUGACAGAGCACAGACGAAUGUGUGGAGGCAGACAAUGUAAGAGUGCAGGAAAGCACAAAAUGACCGGGAGGAGAGGUGGCGGGCUGAAGAGAGUAAGUGGCGGGCUGAAGAGAGGGCUGAAGCUGAAAGGUGGCAGCAGCGUGAUGAGAGGGGGCAGGAUUCAAUGCUGAGGCUGCUGGAGGAUCAAACCAAUAUACUCCAGUGUAUGGUUGAGCUGCAGGAAAGGCAGCAGCACAGACUGCCGCUACAGCCCCUGUGUAACCAACCGCCUUCCUCCCCAAGUUCCAUAGUCUCCUCACCCAGAUGCCCAAGAACGUGGUGGGGGGCCUCCGGCCACUCCACCCCAGAGGAUUGCCCAAGAAACAGAACGCUGGCAUUCAAUAAGUUUUAAAGUGCUGGGUGGCCUUGUCCUUCCCUCCUCCACCAACCCACCUGGUGCUUUCCCCCUCCUCCACCCCUCCCGGGCUACCUUGGCAGUUAUCCCCCUACCUAUGUGAUGAAUU